Molecule: messenger RNA, 618 nt
Organism: Ixodes scapularis (black-legged tick)
Lineage: Eukaryota; Metazoa; Arthropoda; Arachnida; Ixodida; Ixodidae
Gene: Sf3b6
Product: splicing factor 3B subunit 6
Exons: 4
Coding region: 132-491 (119 amino acids)
Cellular component (GO): ribonucleoprotein complex; nucleus; cytoplasm
Molecular function (GO): mRNA binding
Source: RefSeq, a predicted model, not a curated record
GGGAACUUUAGCUGUUUUUAGCUUUUUUCAUAAAGAUUUGGGGCAUUUGGGGAGCCGUUCGGCUAUUUUUGUCCUUUGUGAUUUGGCAACAGUGGCACCCAUCCAUCCGCCAUUACCAAAGAAACGCAAUCAUGGCGAUGCAAAGGAAAACAAGCGUUCGGCUCCCGCCUGAAGUGAACAGAAUACUGUACGUCAGGAAUUUACCGUACAAGAUCUCUGGAGAAGAAAUGUACGACAUUUUCGGAAAAUAUGGUGCCAUCCGGCAAAUCAGAGUUGGUAACACCCCCGAAACGCGUGGGACAGCGUUUGUGGUGUAUGAGGACAUUUUCGAUGCCAAAAACGCCUGCGAUCACCUCUCCGGUUUCAACGUGUGCAACCGGUACCUUGUCGUGCUCUACUACCAGCCUACGAAGGCUUUCAAGCGCGUGGACCAAGACAAGAAAAAGGAAGAAAUCGACAGAGUCAAGAAAAAGUAUGGAAUGGACGACUGAAGCUUUUCAUUCGGACGAUGGGAAGAUGCUACUGCAUCUGGUCGACCAUGUAUAAUAGUUCCCCGGAAUCACUUGUAUCAUCUGUAAUCAUGGGAGUACACCAAGUAAACACCAUUGGAACAUGUGC